GACGCAUCUUCACCUAGCGACCACGAUCAUGCUCGCGGUGCGUCUUCCUCGCGGCCUCUAGAAAAAGAAGAGCUCCAGGAAAUAGCUGAGCAGAGUCGCUGGAUUGUCGUUCAGUUAGUCCAGGGGUAUUAUCACUAUUUCACGCAGGAACUGCUAGGAGGAAAUGCGUUUACGAAUCGCGGCACUUCUGAAGAUGGUUCAUCCGCUGAUGACGAGGAAGAGGCGGAGAAGAUGGGAGGACGUAGUUCAGUUGACGUAGAUGUAUUAGCUAAUCUCGAUCUUCAAUUAGAAGGACAAGAAGGAAUUCAAUCGCUACUACAUGCAGAUCAUCACGAUGAUGCAACAAGCGUCCCGAUGGAAAUCAUGGACAUACC
Molecule: messenger RNA, 374 nt
Organism: Amoebophrya sp. A25
Lineage: Eukaryota; Dinophyceae; Syndiniales; Amoebophryaceae
Source: the annotation of a GenBank genome assembly